Messenger RNA from Bursaphelenchus okinawaensis, 2462 nucleotides. Lineage: Eukaryota; Metazoa; Nematoda; Chromadorea; Rhabditida; Aphelenchoididae. The record is from the annotation of a GenBank genome assembly.
AUGCUGUUGUACUUAAGAAGACUGCAGAAUAAGAGCUGUAUAUUCCGUGAGAUCUUCGAAAGCAAAAAUGUGGUAAACAAGAAGAUUGUUGUUGAUUUCUCCUCGCCAAACAUUGCCAAACAGUUUCAUGUGGGAAAUUUGAGGUAAGGAUAGUUUAAAAAUAGUCGUUAUAACUUUACUUUAUUAAUUUGCAUUGUUUUUGAUGAGUAUUGAUAUUGUGGUAGGUUGCAUCAUGGAUCAAAGAAAUGUCAAAAGUUUUUGAUGUCGUUUUUUCUGAAAUUUGUGUACCAUAAAUUUUAAAAAAUUUUAAGAUGUUUUAAAAAAAUGGCGUUAAUAUGAUUAGUUUGAGGAAAGUUAUAACGAUUUAUAGUUAACAACAACAAUCAAAGUAGUGUAAUAUCCAUUUUUUGUAAAAUACGCUUGUUAACGUUAUUAUCUAUUAUAAUAUAAUUUGUAUUAACCUACUGAUUCCAGAUCAACCCUGGUCGGGAAUUUUUUCUGCAAAAUCAACGUGCUAGCGGGGAAUCAAGUCGCUUCAGUCAACUACCUUGGUGACUGGGGGACACAAUUUGGUCUACUCGCUUCAUAUUGGUCUCACAGUGAAUUAUACGAAAAAUAUCAUCAAAUAGAAUCAACUGCUUCAUUAUCCAUAAAGUUAAGACUGAUUCAAAAAGCUUAUGUUGAGGCAGUAGCUCGUGCGAAACAAGAACCAGAAUUCUACAACGAAGCCACGAGCCUGCUAAAAUCUAUGGAAACGGCUUUGAUUAGCAAUGACAGCUCGGCAGAAUCACUAAAACUAUGGACCGAGAUCAGAAAGGUGUCUGUGGAUUAUCUGGAAGAAUUCUACAAAGGUCUUGGGAUCAAGUUUGAUUCGUGGGAUUGUGAAUCCGAUCAUGUCGCCGCGGCUUCUAAGCUGGUGGAUGAUCUGAUCGCCGAGGGUAAAGUGAAACAAACUCCAGAUGGAAUAUGGAUAAUUAGGGAUGAGAAUGUUGGUGGCUAUUCGGUGUUGAGGAAGAGUGAUAACACUACAUUGUAUUUGUCACGGUAAAGUUAAAUUUUCAAUGGAUUUCGACUUAAAGUGCGCUAAAACUAAUAAUAUUAGGUGUUUAAAUAUAUUUGUGCCCCUAAUCUCGAAAGUUUGCUUCAGUGAAGUAGCAUGUGCCAUAAACCGUGACAAGAUUCACGAAGCCGAUGAGUACGUUUAUGUUGUUGAUCGAGCACAAGCAAGGCAUUUCCAACACCUGAAACACAUCUUGGGACUGAUGAAUCGAUCCGACUUGGCCGACAAAAUACUCCAUUUGGGAUUUGGACGAGUUAUCGGAAUGUCAACAAGGUAAUUAUUGAUUUUGAAAAUUUGGCUGUUUUUAUUAGGUCUUUCAGAUAAUUAUGUGCCCCGCUGAAGGUUGUUAAAAUAAUUUUGUGCCCUCUCUCAAAGCAAAUCAUCGGCGUCAGAAAGCACAGAAUUAUUUGAACACCCUAAUAUAAUAUUAGGAGUUGAAAAAGUCUUGUCGCUAUUUAGCGUGGGAAACUAUGUUAAUUGGCGACAAGACUUUUUUAACGUUUUAUAAUGAACAAGAAGAAGAGGAAUUGAGAUAAAAGGAACUUAAAUUUGAUUAGAAAAGCUAAAAAAUGUGGGUUGGGUUAAUUUUUUUUAUUUUUCCUUUAGGGGUGAUAAUUUUUUAAAAAUUGAAGAAAGAUACCAAAUGCUUAGCCUUUUAUAAAAGAAAGAUACCAAAGGAUUAGCCUUAAUAAGCCUAAAAUUUUCAGACUAGGUAAAGUAGAGACAACAGAACAAAUCCUAAUCGAUGGAGAUCGUCAAGCCGAAAAAUUCAUCAGAAAAUCCGCUACAAUGAAGGUAUCAGACGAGGAAAUACCAGCCGUAGCACGAGAACUAGCAGAAACAGCAUUGUUCAUAAACGACAUGAAACGGAAUAAAAAUCAAGAGUAUAUGUUCUAUUUCAAAGAUUUGUUCAAGCAAAAGGGCCUUUUUGCGAUUCAGGUGAGUUGAUAUUGAUGGUCUUGGUGUUAAUUGGGCCUCCAAAAAUUUUUUAUUCGCUAUUUUUCCGAUUUAAAAUUUUUUUCAGGAAAAAUAUGCCCGAAUCACCUCCCUAAUCGAGAACAACCAAGACCUAAUCCUCGAACUGGAACGAGCCAAAAACUCGGAAACCGACUGGUCGAGGAUUCAAAUCGAUCCAGAACAAAGCAUUCGCCAGCUAUGUCAAUGUCUAUAUGAACUGGACGCCUCCUUGUACACAAGUUUCUUGUCAUCAGAAACCUCACCCUUAUUGAGUUAUAUGGCAAGAUUGGCUAGCCGAAUUGGCACCGCAAUGCAUACAGCCAGAGUCAAAGACGAGCCGGACAAAAAGCUGGCAUUGGGAAGACUUAUGGUAUUUGUGGCGUCGAGGAAUGUUCUCGAAGAGGGGAUUGAACUAUUAGGAUUGAAACCAUUAAAUAGGUUGUAG